AUGCUUUCAUUAAGUGCAUUGGCCAAUUCGUUCAGUUUUGUAUCAAGAUCCCAAAUCAGACGGUUAGGAACCAGUUUAGUAGUGCAGAAUUAUAAAGUACGAGAUGACUGUUGGAAAGAUAAACUAAUAGCAGAGAAGAGGAGAAUUAAGGAAAACAAGCCAGUUAAUACGAAGAUCAAGACUAUGAAGACGCUUAAAAACUCUAAGAAUCCUACACGUUAUUUGAGACGAAGUUUUGUGAGAAAUCAUCGAAUUGAAGAAAACGGACAUGACGACCUGGAAGAUUUUUUGAGUAAAAAAUACCUGAAGGUGAAGAGUUGUACUACGAUUACAACUGGAGAGGGUUAUGAUCUCAAAGAAUGCAUGCGAUUACUUGGCAAUCAAGGUUUUCGACCAACGAACUUGAUAACUGAUGAAAUCGUUACAUUUAGUUAUCAGGAUAAUGGCAAUAAGGGAGACAUCAUGAUUUUAGGUCAGAACGGCUCUAUUGUAAGUUGGGGUUUUGAUGAAUCUAGCGUUAGAAACAAAAUAGUUCCUUUGAUUGAAGCAGCAAGUAUAAACCCGCUGAGUGCCCAAAACUUUGAGACUGAGGAUAUGGAUUAUGUGGAAUUAGAAAAGAACCAAGACCUUGAGAAGUAUUUUAAUCGCAAUAGUAAGUUGACGCCGAAAAACGCAGAUCAAAGCUUUCUUUGUGGGGAUUUGAUUCUAAUUAACUCGUUAGAUUCUGAUCAAGGAAUGCUAGAUAAGGCAGCAUUUUCGAGUGGUCUGUCGAGAAGCACCAACUUGGCAGUCUUAGAAGAAGCGAUGGAGAAGCAUAUAUUAAAGACCAGGACAAUAACAGAAAAUAUUUCAAGGGGAACAAAACUGAACUUAAAAUCAAGCGACGCAUUAAAGUCAAUAGGCCGACUUUUUUUAAUUAGAGGGAAGUUGAAUCUUUAUUCGGAACUAAUUGAGACGCCUGAUCUUUAUUGGAGUGAGCCUCAGUUAGAAGAGAUUUUUAAGAAUGUUUCGAGGUAUUUGGAUAUAGCACCAAGAAUUAAUAUCCUGAAUAGCAAGUUGGAUUACUCCACAGACGAAUGUCGAGCCCUCAUAUCUCUUUUAAAUGAGAGAAACAGCACUUUUUUGGAAUGGAUAAUUAUAUACCUGAUUGCUUUUGAGUUGUGUUUUGAAAUUUAUCAUUUCUACCAAAAACAUUUUUUGCAUUGUUCAGAAACAAUGGAUAAAGGGCUUUACACCACUAACUAA
This is a messenger RNA of Saccharomyces mikatae IFO 1815, 1245 nucleotides long. It is a transcript of the gene MRX10, whose product is annotated as Mrx10p. The transcript has a single exon. The coding region runs from base 1 to 1245 and encodes 414 amino acids. NCBI's taxonomy places the organism in Eukaryota, Fungi, Ascomycota, Saccharomycetes, Saccharomycetales, Saccharomycetaceae. Gene Ontology annotation, biological process: positive regulation of mitochondrial translation. The record is from RefSeq and is a predicted model, not a curated record.